Hymenoscyphus albidus is the source of this 1367-nucleotide messenger RNA. Lineage: Eukaryota; Fungi; Ascomycota; Leotiomycetes; Helotiales; Helotiaceae. The record is from the annotation of a GenBank genome assembly.
AUGUUGGCCAUGAUAAACGCCUCCAGAGCAGCAUUUAUGGCACGCACCCUGUGACCUCGACCACUCCCAAGGUUUCCGAAGCCAUGCCAUUUUCGUCAUAAGAGUACAGAUGUGAAAGCUCGCUCGUCGACCUCCAACUCGACGGAAAUCAGGGAAAUAGUUUCAACUGCUGAACCAAAAGUACCUGAUCAGAAACAGACGGAGACUGAGUAUAAAAGGCUUGAGUCUGUUGAGGGCAAGCUGGAGGAUAGAAAGUCUACGGAUGGGAAGCCCACAGACAACAAGAACGACGACUGGCAACCGGAAUACAAACACCCACUUCCAUAUGCCAUCAAGCAUCCCGGUAUCUUCGUAGGAGGCGUGGUCGGAGGAAUAUUGCUUCUCUACGUUAGUGUUCUUUCAUUCAAUGACUUCCGACUUGAACAAAGUAGCUGACUGACGCUCGUGAACCACAGUUGACAUCGCGUCAAUUCAAAGUAGUCGACGAGCUUAGCACAUACCUUGAAGAUCAUCCCCCACCACCAGGGGGAGGCUCCAAAUGGCUAUGCGAAACGGCCUACCAAUACGCGAGCUUCACACCUUUUAGAUAUAAAUACGUCCAUAAACUAGCCGAGAAACUUUCCUCUGACCAAGAAGCCAACGGUCACGAUAUCGACCUACUUGCCAACGAAGCGUGUGAACAAUUGAAAACGAUAACAAUCACCCGCAGCGACAUGAAGAACCUCACGAAAGCAUGGCAGGUCAUCUAUCGAUACGCGACUCAGAUGAUUUACUACCAAGCAGGUGGGCAAAAGAGACAGCUCGUUGAAAAUUGGAGGAAGCGUCUGGAGACCCUGCAGCCGUAUAUUCGGAAAUGUCCAGAGUUAGGGGACAUCGUUGACGAGAAUGCGGAAUUGAUGAUGGAAGUCGAUUUUGAUAGGUUGUUGGCUGUUGUUAGGGAUGCGGCUAGGCGGUCUAAAGGACCUUUGAAGCCUACGGUUCCUUCGAUACCAAAACUCGGGAUGAAGAGAGGGAUGGUUACUCGAGCGUUCGUUUUGAUAAAAUCUGUGGAGGAUGAGAAGCUGAAGGCUCAGGGACGGCUAAAGCAAGAGGCAGAGGAAAAGGAAAGAAGAAGGGCAGAGAUGGAAGCUAAGCAAAGGGCGGAGAAUAGGACGUGGAGGGAAGCGGUUGCUUUCAGCAAAAUCCUUAGUAGGCCGGUUUCCCCUCCUCCUAGUUCCACGAUUAUCACAAAGGUUAUUGAGCGUGAGUUAUUGGACAAGUAUGCAAAAGGGUUUGAGACGGCCGAUCGUGGAACGACAGACCAGUCUUCUUCUUCUAAGGGAGUUGAGGGAGCGGUCAACGAGGCGAAUGACGGAGAUGUAGAUUGA